GCUCAUAUAUAAGUUUCGCCUGUCCUCCCCGUUGACUCGUCUGUUCGUCGACGAAGGCAGGACUCCUCAUUUCUGGACAGUUUCCUUCACUGCUGAAAGAGAUGGUUUCUCGUUUGACAGCAGCGUUACUCUUCGGAGUAAUCGCAGCAAUUAGCGCUCAGACCCCUGGACGAAGAGCCUGCUACUACGAGAGCUGGGCCGUGUACCGACCCGGCGAAGGCGCUUACGACAUCGAUGACAUCCCGGCAGAUCUGUGCUCCCACCUGAUCUACUCCUUCUGCGGCGUCUCUAACGUCACCUGGGAGGUCCUUGUCCUGGAUCCUGAGCUGGACAUUCAGGGAAAGAACUACGAACGCUUCACUGGUCUGAAAGCCAAGUACCCGGACUUGAAAACUACCAUCGCCGUCGGAGGAUGGGCUGAAGGAGGCAAGAAGUACUCCCAAAUGGUCGGUGUGCCCGAACGUAGGGACAGCUUCAUCAAGAGCGUCGUGGCCAUGCUGAACCAGUACAACUUCGAUGGGUUCGACCUCGACUGGGAAUACCCCGGGGCAAGCGACAGGGGUGGCGCAUGGGCCGACAAAGACAAUUUCUUAAAACUGGUGGAGGAACUUAGAGCAGCCUUUGACGCAGAGGGCAAGGGAUGGGAACUCACCGCCGCCGUUCCAGUGGCCAGGUUCAGACUCCAAGAAGGAUACCACGUGCCCGAGCUUUGCCAGUUGCUGGACGCUGUUCACUUGAUGACCUAUGACCUCCGUGGUAACUGGUGUAACUUCGCCGACGUACAUUCCAUGUUGUACACAAGGCCCGGACUUGAUGAGUGGUCUUACGAAAAGCUUAAUGUGAACGACGGAGCUCUUCUGUGGGAGGAAUUUGGAUGCCCACGCAACAAGCUGGUGGUCGGAACUCCCUUCUACGCAAGGACUUACACUCUCUCAUCACCUGCCAACCACGAGAUUCACGCUGGCAUCAAGCAGUGGAUCGGAGGAGGAAAUCCAGGCCCUUACACGGAGGCUUACGGAACUUUGGCGUACUUCGAGGUCUGCAAAAUGAUGCUGGAUGACAAAGCCUGGGUUCCUGAGUACGAUAAUUUGGGUCUUGUUCCUUACACCUACAAAGAUGACCAGUGGGUAGGAUACGAAGAUCCCGACAGCCUCCAAAUCAAGAUGGACUACGUGAAGGAAAUGGGAUUCCUCGGAGCCAUGACCUGGGCCAUCGAUCAGGACGAUUGGCACAACUGGUGUGGAUUAGGUGUUAAUCCCAUGAUGAACGUCAUGUAUAAUGGCCUCAAGGAUUACGUCGUUCCAGAACCUACACCUAAGAAAAAUUAAACCAUUGGCUGCUGCAAUGAGGUUAUUUUGCAAAGACUACGAGCAGAUCAUCUGUGGAGACUAAUGUGCUUUGGAUUCUCCCUCAAAAACAUGAUAUCUAAGAAGCUUUCGUUUGGGGAAAAAAAUCUAAAAUUAAUUGAAAUGUUCGUAUCUGGAUGAUAUAAGAUAAUCUGACCUAACAUGUCUCCAGCACAAAUGACUAAAUUGAGCAAUAAACAGUUAUUUAGUA
Macrobrachium nipponense is the source of this 1557-nucleotide messenger RNA. Its product is annotated as endochitinase-like. Gene Ontology annotation, biological process: carbohydrate metabolic process; chitin catabolic process. Gene Ontology annotation, cellular component: extracellular region. The coding region runs from base 102 to 1328 and encodes 408 amino acids. Gene Ontology annotation, molecular function: chitinase activity; chitin binding. Lineage: Eukaryota; Metazoa; Arthropoda; Malacostraca; Decapoda; Palaemonidae. The transcript has 12 exons. The record is from RefSeq and is a predicted model, not a curated record.